This is a messenger RNA of Ctenopharyngodon idella (grass carp), 2908 nucleotides long. RefSeq lists its product as uncharacterized. The transcript is spliced from 9 exons. Bases 1 to 1107 code for a protein of 368 amino acids. The record is from RefSeq and is a predicted model, not a curated record. NCBI's taxonomy places the organism in Eukaryota, Metazoa, Chordata, Actinopteri, Cypriniformes, Xenocyprididae.
AUGAAAGCUGCUGUGGUUUUCUUCAGAGAUGUGCACAGUGGCCAGGGUCAUACAGGGGUCUUCCGAGACAGGCUCCACUCGGAACAGGCCAAAGAAGUUGAAUCAAAGAAGUUGAGACCUUCUGCUGUGCAUCAGGGUUCUCAGAAGCAAAAGUCUUCAUUUUUAGGUCAACGUCUAUAUGGAAACACCCUCACAGCAAUUUACUGCCAAGGUGCUUCUGGUGUUGGUUCAGAUAAAGUGUCUGUGAAGGAGGGAGAUUCAGUCACUCUACACACUGGUGUUCAAACAAACCAACAAGAAGAGAUUAAAUGGUAUCUUAAUGACAUUCGCAUCGCACAAAUCAGUGGAGAUCUCAGUACGAUCUGUACAGAUGUUCAGUGUAAUGACGGUACUGAGAGAUUCAGAGACAGACUGAAGCUGGAUCAUCAGACUGGAUCUCUGACCAUCACAGACAUCUCAAACACAGACUCUGGAGAUUAUAAACUAAAGAUCAUAAGCAGCAGCAGCAGCAGCAGCAGUGAAAAGAUCUUUGUUAUCACUGUCUAUGGUGUUUCUUCUGCUGAACGAGAUGAAGUGAAGGAGGGAGAAUCUGCCACUUUAGAUCCUAGUGUAAUAAAAAACCCAAAUGAUUUGAUGAGAUGGUAUUUUAAUGACAUUCUCAUUGCUGAAAUCACUGGAAAUCAGAGUAAGAUCUGUACAGAUGAUCAGUGUGAUGAGAGAUUCAGAGACAGACUGAAGCUGGAUCAUCAGACUGGAUCUCUGACCAUCACAAACACCAGAAACACAGACUCUGGAGAAUAUAAACUACAGAUCAUCAUCAACAACAGCAGCUUCAGCAUCAGCACAGUGAAGAGAUUCAAUGUUACUGUCACUGCUGUUCCAGAUUCAGAUCUGUCUUCAGGUGUUGUAGCAGGAAUAAGUGUUGCUGUUAUUUCUGUUCUGCUGGUUGUAGCUGUAACUGUUGCUGUGGUUUACUAUCGCCGCAGGAUCCAUACAGCAGUACCACAGGAUGAGAAAAAAGAUAAUAACUCGCCUGAUCUGAAAGACAUUCCUUUGGAGGAAGUGGACACAUCCUUGAAUCAGACUCAGGCCAACAAAACAAUAUAACAUUUAUCAUUUUGAUAACAUAACUGAAAGGGAAACUGAAGAGUAUUAGGAAAUGGUGGAGAGAAGAGGAUCAGCUGAAAGUCUCUUCAGAGAAAUUGUCACGAGUCCAAGAUUUCAGUGAUCAGCACCAAUACCAAUCAAAUUACACCUAUUACAAACCAAUUUACAUAUGAAAUCAGAAACUGAUUUAAAUGAUAAAUAAAAAUAUUUAGGGCCAGAUUCACUAACAGCUUGUACCAGUUCGAACCCUCAUUUGAUGUUAAAAAAUACUUCCAGGAUUUACUAAAAAAGACAAAGUAAAAAAACAAAACAAAUUGUGCUGAAAAAGCAUGGUCAGUUAUUUUUGUGAUUGACCUUAUUGCAUAUGCAUUUGUAGGAGUUUCCCUUUCAGAUGCUAAAUUUAUGGGAGAGUAUUUAAUUGAAUCACGCAACACCAUUUACUAAGGUUUGUGCUCGUCAGUUUACUGGUAUUUGCACCAUUAUUUAACGCCCCAAAAAAAGCAUGUCUUAAAGCAGAAGCUAAUUUGUGCUGCUCUUGGUGGAUUUGUGUUGGUCAUUAUGAAAAUGCUUUUUUCCCCCUUCGUGCAUUGUCUGUAAAUCACCCACAGAACUUUACACUCCCAUCCACAGCGCUUUUAUGGGAUUACAGCGCUCUCACGCUCAUUUGUUCUGUUGGUCCUUAGUCUUAAACAGUAUACGAGCAAUAAAGAAAGAAACAAAACAACAUGUUACCAGCAGUAGAUCAGCGAGUGCUUGAUGUCGUUGAGUGUGUAAAGGUUUAUUAAAGCAGCUGAAGGGGUCCAGACAAAACAGUGUCAUUUGCACUAUAAUCUGGUUUGACAUAUCAGUUAUUUUGACCCGUCCGUUUACAUCCUCUUAUGAUAGUAAAGUUAACUGAUAGAACUGACUGCUUUUCCAUAAUUUCCUCAACAAGACAGGCAUUAUGACCAACCUCAACACAAGGACAGUCUGCUCUACUGAUGCUGUAGGUGGCUUUUCCUGGUAUUUUUUUUUUUUUUACUGUUACUGGAAAAGUUUGUUAUCAAUAUGUUGCUAAUGUUUAUAGUUUAGACACUAACCCUUAGUCAUCAACCUUCAUCAGAAAACACUUUCCACCAGCCAUUCUGGAACCAAAACCAGCCUUAAUAAAACACUUUGCUGAGUGUAUUUUUUAUGCAUGUAACUGGACGCAUAUGUGAUACUGGCUGUGUUACUCUGGUGUUAAACUUAAAAAAUACUUGAUAGAGGAAUGUUACAGAAAAGGUAAUUAAAUUUUAGUAAGCCUUCAUUCAUUUGUUAAAUAUAUCUUUAUCUUCAUAGAUGAAAUGUGCAAAAAUGAGUCACAGUGAAAUCAAAAUGUUCUGUUUUCUUCCCUGAAGUUGAGAAGUAAUCAUCUGUGUCAUUUAAUGAAGUGCUGAUUAGUUAAUUUUAUUGGUUUCCAUGUGAGGAGAUGAAAAUCUGUCGUGUCUUUUUUCUUCCAUCUUGUGUCUCUUUCAGAUCUGUAGUUGUGUUCAGCUGUGAUUGUAUUUUGUUGAUGUGUUUGUCAAAUAUUAUCACUGUUUGAUGGAGACGAUUGCCUUCACUUAAUUACUCUGCUCAGCCAUUCUAGCCUUCAGCUUGUUCCUUGUUCCAAUUUUUGGAUCUGUAUUUCAUCUGGUGCUCAUUGUAAAUAUGUAAAUGGCCUUAAUAGAGAUGUGUCAUGGAAGUUUAUUUAUGUCAGGUUAAAGUUAGUUAAGUUAUUUAAGUGUCAAAACAAAUAUAGCUAAAAGCCUGUAGUAAAGUUUUUUUUUUUUUUUUUUUU